Molecule: messenger RNA, 3031 nt
Organism: Malaya genurostris
Lineage: Eukaryota; Metazoa; Arthropoda; Insecta; Diptera; Culicidae
Gene: Tmem214
Product: transmembrane protein 214
Exons: 8
Coding region: 255-2333 (692 amino acids)
Cellular component (GO): Golgi apparatus; endoplasmic reticulum
Source: RefSeq, a predicted model, not a curated record
UAUCGCAAUUUGCGAAACGUUUUUCUUGAAUUUAUGGUUUAUUUGUACAAUAUUGGAAACGUUUUAGUGUUUGAAAAAUCAUCGUUUGUUAAUUUGUGCCCACUGAACCCUUCAUUGAACGAUCAGUGCUAAACAGUUCGGUUUUUUGCUACAUUUUGCGAGGGCUGUGCACUGAUUCAGUAACGGGUUAUUUACGAUAUUGAUAACAGAUCUAAUCUCAAGUAGAACGUUCGGCAAAAUAUACAUACAGGGAAAUGUCAACCGAAUGGGAAGUAGUCGGCAAACAAAAGAAACCUCGUAAAACCGGCGGGGACAAAACGGAUGGAACUGCUGCUGGCAAAACCGGAAUUCUUAAAAUAGAAGAUGUUGAUACAAUGGAUCAGAUUCGAUCACUGUACGCUAAUGUGAAGGACGAUGUGCUGUUUGAUUUCAAAAAAGUAACAGGAGAUAAGAAGAAUAAUCAUAAUAAUUUGAAUGGGAAGCAGCAGCCAAAUGAUCGGAAACGAUCACCUGCGCGGGUCCAGCAGUCGCAACAGCAACAUAAGAAGAAACAGGAAGCAGAGAAACGGCAGCAGACAAAACCUAAGUUUAAAGAUGUGGAAGCCGCUUUGAAAGCAAUCAGCAUUAGUGACCUCCGCGCCCACCUAUGGGCGGUGAAUGAAAGUUUUAAAGAUAAUCAUUUAUUGACACUGAAGGCAAUAACGGCAUUUCUCAACGAACAUGUUCGCGUAGAAAAUGUUGAUCCAUUAUUUGGCGAUAAAUCGCUGUCCUAUCCACACAAUGUUAUGCCCCAGGAACUGAAAGAUCUCAUUGAUCAAUCGAUAUCGAAGGCUGGCACUCAAAAUUUACAAUUUUUCUAUGACCUCUCGCUGUCCAACAUGGCUGAAGAUAUGAACAAAAAUCUUCUGCAUAUGGGACACAAAAUUAUGCUGCAAUUUGUCGCGCUUCGUCAUCCCCAGAUAUGUGUUGACAAUCUUGCACGGAACGCGAUAAUCCGGAACUCCUUUCAGAACCGCAGCAAUAUUGGACUCAGCCUACUGUGGGCUCUCGGACAAGGGGGCUUCCGGGAUCUCAACAUCGGACUCAAAGUUUGGCAGGACUUUAUGGUGCCGGUGAUCGAGCUAAAGACUUAUAGUAAAUACGUUUACGAAUACAUCCACAAAAUACUCUUCAAACACAAAAGUACUAAACUAGAGCUUUCAUCCAGUGACUUCCUCACUAUUCUAAGUUCUCUGACGACGCAAACCAAAGCCAGCCGGGAUUAUGCUAAACUCCUAGAUGAAGCCUCCAAACUGCUAGUGGAGCGCUACGUAUUCAGUGCUCCUAAACUCUCCAGUACAUUCACCACAAUGUUCAAAAACAUCUCAUUUAUCGAGAAGACAGAACUGAUUUACUUUGGACUGAUACUGUGCCUGAUUGAGGAUCCGGAAUGUUGGACCGUGUGGCGCGGUCUGUAUCGAAAAAAUGUACAGCAAACGGUAGAGUUGUUGAAUUAUAUUGAAAAUUCAACCCCUGAACUGUCGUUAAAAUUAAUCAACGAUCGGCUGUUCCACCAGUUUUUGGAUGAUAUACAGGCGAUUAAUGUUGAAUUAGGACAAAGUAGAAAAAGAGUGGAAGGAUUGAAAGCAUCUACCACCAUUUUACAGCAAGUGCAGGAGAAAGUCGCCUCCAAAAAGAACAAAUCUGGCAAGGCCAGCAAAGCGCGCCCGGCGGGACCCGUACGCGUGUGCUGUACCGUGGUGCUGGGCACCUUCAUCCUGUUCUGUCUCACCGGUGCCCUGAUCAGUUUUGACACGUACCAGGCAGGCGGAAAGUUCGAAAAGUCACACACCGGCCAGUUACUGAAGCAGGCGGGUCUACUUCCGGCGGUAGAGGAUGCGUGGACCAGUACGCUCAAGCACAGUGCGCGGGGUUACAAGUGGGCCGAGGAAAAUGUACCGGUUUACUAUCAGAUAACCAGUAAGGCCGUUGGACCAUACAUUGAAUUUUCGAUAGAUCUCAGCAAAAUUCUCUGGAAUGGGGCCAAGAAGGGCUGUGGCAAUGUGAAAUUGCUGGUCGAGCAGAAAACGCCAGUGGUCGUCGAUUUUAUUGAACAGUACGCGCCGGGACUGCCGAAGAAGAUUGGUGAUUUUGCAUGUUCUACGUGGACAACCGUCAGCACGUUCACGGUUGAUACCUUCCAGCAGGGCUGUGACUUCUUCAAAGCGAAGGUGUUUGUUGGCCAGUUAUCACCGGAAAACUUGGGGAAAGCCUUCAACAAUACCCAACAGGCUGCUGCUCACUACAUUAGUUGGUUCCACGAGCAAGUUGAUUUCUACGCUAAGAUCAAGUAAGAAAUUGAAUUGAAUGUGAGAGAGAGAGUUAGUAAGCUGUUCUAGGCUAAGCGUGGAAAAAGUGUGCGUACGUACGAAUAAAGGGAACUAAUGAGACAAGAAACCGUAGAAAUAACAAACGUAAAACAUGUAAUAAAUCAUCCGAAAGACUAACGGGUGGGUAACACCCCCGCGCACCAUCAUCAAAGAGGUAACCAGCAGCAAUAUGUGCUAAAAUUACGAUGCGGAACCGAAAACCUCAACCAGAGUCCACUCAUUGUAGACAACAUAAAUGCAGAUGGUAGUAAUUUGGCGGUAUAGAAUGGAGUAAAUGAAUAAGAGUAAAUAUUGGUUAGGUGUAAACUAAAGUAAUUGUUCUGUUUGCUGUUAGGAUGAUGUCAUCCUUCACCAUGUCUGUGAAGAAAUCAGAAGUAAAGUAAAUUAUAACGAUGCAACUCCCGAAGAACAGCAAUGAAAUGCGUUGAUGAUUUAGUUUAUUAUGUGACUCGUAACGUAUACAAUACCGGUGGAAGAAGAUAAAAAAGUGAAAGCUAGAAAGUGAACAUUGGAGUAAUUUCAAACGGAAACUUACAUGAGUACAUUUGAUAGACUUUUAAAAUAAUAUUUUACUAAUUUAAUUUUUUUGUUUAUUUGAUAAGAUUCCAGUAACUGUUUGAUGAUGAUGAAAAGAAAAUGUAAAAAAAGAUACUGAAACAACA